AUUUCAAAUAAAUUAUUAAACUUCUAAAAUAAAUUCAAUGGCGAGUGUGAAAGAUCAGGGUUCAAAGGGAAACUUUGAUCCUACAAAGCAUAUACCUCCUUGCUAUGAUAUCAGAGGGCAUAUAAAACCUCCAAAAGAUGCUGUGGUGGCUGAUACAUUCACUAAUGGGCUUAACUCAACAGAUGUGAAGAUACCUUCAUCCUGGAAUGGCUCUCAGCCAGGAAAGACUAGGACAACUCUCAAACAAGUUCAUAAAGAGAGCCUUGUACCUCAUCCCAGUUAUGACAUUGAUGGUGACGGUAUGGUUGGUGAGAGAGAUCUCCUAAUCUCAAAAAUGUUCGAUUCUAAUAAAGACGGAAUCCUUGAUGCCCAAGAGAAAGAAAAUGCUAUGAAUAACCUCCAGAAAUACACUAAAAACUUAAGAAGAACAAAUGAAAUGAAGGAGUGCUCUCUAUGGGGCCUCAACAAACACACUAAGAACACUUAUUACAGAGUUGGUCAUAAGAAGAGACUUUGCUCGGAUUUUGAUGACCAUAAGCAUUACAAAACUCUACCUUGAACUGAGAAAGCAGUCUGUAAUAAGACUAUGACAGAUUUGAAAUUUAACAGAAAGAAGGCAGAUAAGGCUAAAUUGGAGAAAUUGAAAGCUGAAUGGGACCUUAGAAAUCCUUCUGAGGAAACUAGACCUUACAUUCGGAAUGAAUUCUUUGUGGACAAGCCUUCACAUACUUCCAUCAUUCAGAUAAAAAGCGAGAAGAAGAAAGAAAUUAGGAAGAAAGCAGGAUUAAAGGAAGAAUCUGAUUUCUUAGUCAGUGAGAAGCCUCCUCCAACUCUUUCAUAUGUAAAGAAGCCUCAAGCACCGGGGAAGAGCUACCUUCAUGAACAGCGAAGACACCAGAAUUUCACUGAGCUCAGAAAUCUGGAGAAGAAGCAAGGCAAUAUCGAAACAGGCAUUGACAGACUGAUUAAAAAGGAAGAAGCUGUCUUUAGCCUUGGUCAUGCAGAUCACAGGAAAACAAAGGAAAUGGUUGUUGAAAGAAGACGCAAGGAGAUGCUAAACAAUAACAUGCGUGUGUUUGGUAAUGUGGCUAUUGGCAUCCACGGCAAAGAACUUCCAAAAUAUCACAAGACUAUGGCUGAAUGGUGGGCGAAUAAAAGAGGAUUUAAAGACAAACCUCAAGAAAAUUCCUUAUUGAGAUUCAAACAGAGUACAAAAUAUUGGGCAAAGGAUGAUAAUAUUCUUUUGUGAGAUUUCUUACCAGAUGAGCCUAAGAUAGAUGAUUUCAAACAAACUCAUGUAAAACAGAAGAGAAAGAACCAAGUUGCAGAAGGUCCUCACAAGAUCAAAAGGCCAUGCAAGAGAGAAAACUUUAUCUUAAGGGAUAAGACCCAAAAACCUAUAAGAAAGUAUAGAUGGACUUCUGUGGAAGAUCAGUUUGUUGAAAGAAAUCAUAAAUUUGCUAAAGAAAUUGAUAAGACUCAUGCUGAGAGGGGAGACUAUGAACCUUUAUAUUCUUCAUUCAAUCCUAAUGGGACUUUCCAUCCUCCUCCUACUACAUUUGAUAUGUUAAAUAAGCAAAAAGAGUAUAAUCAAAAAGCUUGUGCUUCUGCAACAAUGACCAAUAAAAGUAUGGGCUUAAGAGCUCAUACGGCUGUUCCUCCUGAAGAGUCUCUAAUUGGAACUGGGAAUAAUAGCAUUAACCUGUUCACAAGAGCGACUACUGUAGAUGCUCCUUCUAUGACAGGAGGAGCCAACAGAUCAUUCAAAGCUUCUACUUUCAAGGGUAUUCGAUCAGGUGCUUUCAAGCAGUUCUAA
Messenger RNA from Moneuplotes crassus, 1816 nucleotides. The record is from the annotation of a GenBank genome assembly. Lineage: Eukaryota; Ciliophora; Spirotrichea; Euplotida; Euplotidae.